This is a messenger RNA of Poecilia latipinna (sailfin molly), 3188 nucleotides long. It is a transcript of the gene rbfox2, whose product is annotated as RNA binding fox-1 homolog 2. Bases 866 to 2236 code for a protein of 456 amino acids. The transcript has 13 exons. Gene Ontology annotation, cellular component: nucleus; cytoplasm. Gene Ontology annotation, molecular function: mRNA binding. The record is from RefSeq and is a predicted model, not a curated record. Gene Ontology annotation, biological process: regulation of alternative mRNA splicing, via spliceosome; nervous system development. Lineage: Eukaryota; Metazoa; Chordata; Actinopteri; Cyprinodontiformes; Poeciliidae.
UGGGAGGAGGAGGGAGGGUGGACAGUUUCCUUUCUGUAACACACACGCUACAGGAACACACCGCCGGGAAAAAAAAAAAAAAAAAACGGGGAGAGGGAAGAAAAUAAUAACCAAGAGAGGGAGAAGGAAACACCGCAGCCCCUCCGUCCGUUUAUCCGUCCCUCCGUUUGUGCGUCCGUCCUUUUGGUUGGUUUUUUUCCCCCACUUUAAGCCAGAGAAAGCUUUCCCCCCCCCCCCUCUUGCGGACUAACAUGGACAAGAGCUCAUGAGGAGGGCUGACUUUCAGUGAACCACUUCUCUGUGGCUGAUAGGGAGGAAAAAGGCGACGGGGAAGACAUGUUGAGGGGCUCUUCGUCUUGAGGUUGCGGUAGGCUGUUGUCGGUGUUCCGCUCUCUAAACACUCGGCUCCGGUAAGAGGAGAGGAGGAGGAGGAGGCUUAAAAAACGGGGCAAACGGAAACUGAGCUCAGCAGUCAGUUGGUGUGUUUAAUUGGUUUUGUUAUGGUCUGAAAUAAGGCAGGCCUCUAAGGCAGCCCCGCAGUAAAUAAAUACACGGACAGCAGAGGGGCUACCUGCUUAGCUUCAAAUUAAAGCUGCUUUUAUUUUACAGGGACAUUUUCAUAUUUGCUGAGAGUAAAAACAAAGCAGGCUAUUAGAUAUUUGCUAAUUUUUUUUUUACAGACAUCAACUCUUUAGGGGGGUUAUAGAAAGGCCCAACUUAAAAAAAACAAAAAAACAACUUGUCCUAUUAAGACGUUUAUUAUCCUCCACUGUCAGGCUCAAGGCACGGAGGUGCAGAAAAUUAAGUAGGCGGUCUUAGCCUCGGUUUAUUUCGGGAAAAAAGGAACAAAAGAAGAUUUUUUUAAAUGUUAAUGUCGACCGACGUUGCAUCCAUCAUGCUGCCGGUGUCCCGGGCUCUCAUAGACCGGGACAGGGAGCUGGACACCAUGGCCGGGGUUCACGCCAACCCGUCCGGCGCUCCAGGAGCCGUGCGGGGCAUGAAGCGCGGAGACCCGGAGCCCGAUGGACAGACGGCGGCCGCUCUGAUGGACUCCACCGGGGCUGAGUGCAAGCGCCCCAGAAUCGACGGCUCAGGAGGGAUCGGCGAGAUUGGACAGAACAACGAUCCUUUGACCCUCGGCUACCAUGGAUACCCAUCUCACAGUCAGGGCUCUCAGGAUAGUGCUGGCGGUCAGGAAGGACUCGUACCCCCACCCUUCUCCGCCUUCCCACCUCCUCCGCCUCCGCCUCCUCAGAACGGCCUGACUCUGGAUUACGGGAGCAGCCUGUAUGCGGCAGGAGCGGUGCAGGGCCCCGUGGAGGUCGGCGGAGCAGGCAACAGCGCGGGCAACGCCGGCAACAGCCUCAGCCAGUCUGACGGCUCCUCUCAGAUUGACGGGCAGUCUGUAGUUGGCUCAGGUGGAGGGGGCGGUGGCGGGGGCCCUGGGGACGAUUCGGACGCCAAGGGGACGCCCAAACGUCUCCAUGUGUCUAACAUCCCCUUCCGCUUCCGAGACCCCGACCUACGGCAAAUGUUUGGGCAAUUUGGCAAAAUCCUUGAUGUUGAGAUCAUUUUCAACGAGAGGGGCUCCAAGGGCUUCGGGUUUGUUACGUUUGAGUCCAGCUCAGAUGCAGAGAGGGCCAGGGAGAAGCUCCACGGCACGCUGGUGGAAGGACGUAAAAUCGAGGUUAAUAAUGCCACAGCCAGAGUGAUGACAAACAAGAAAAUGACCACACCAUACGCUAAUGGAGAGGGCCUUGCAGCACUGCCAUAUGCUGGUUGGAAGUUAAGUCCUAUGGUUGGAGCCAUGUACAGUCCUGAGCUCUAUACAGUUCCAGGGUUCCCGUACCCGGCAGCAGCAGCAGCGGCUGCCGCUUCCACCGCUGCGACCUUUCGAGGAACGCAUCUGCGGGGUCGAGCUCGGCCCGUCUACAGCGCGGUCAGGGCUGCCGUCCCACAACCUGCCAUCCCAGCAUACCCUGGUGUGAUGGCCUAUCAGGAUGGUUUUUACAGUGCGGCUGACCUCUAUGGCGGCUAUGCAGCGUAUCGUUACGCCCAGCCGGCUGCUGUAGCGACUCCUGCAGCAGCAGCCGCUGCAGCAGCAGCUUACAGUGACAGCUACGGACGAGUUUACACGGCAGAUCCCUACCAUGCUGCACUGGCCCCAGCAGCCUACGGUGUUGGAGCCAUGGCCACGCUCUACAGGGGAGGCUACAGCAGAUUUGCCCCUUAUUAAAAGACAAUACAUGACCCAGGGCCUCCCCUCUCCCAUUGAAUUACUCUGAAAGAGCUCCCUCUGUUGUCCUGGAGGUGGACUGCGCCCUGUUUUAAAGAGUGGAGUCGACCACAGCAAAGAUAUUUCAGACCCUACCCCAAGCAGUCCCACGUUUUCUUAUCUAAGCUUCUACAAAAAUAGAGGAAAGCUGUAUUAAAGACUGAAGGGUCGCCUUUACAUUAAAAAAAUAAAUAAAUAAAAAUAAAAAAUCUGACUGAAAAGUGGCCACCUUCUCAAUUGCACGGCUGUAUUAUAGUCUCCCCCUGUUAUUCUCUCAGCACUCAGCAGCACAAGAUUUGGGGACAGAGCCCAGGCGUUCUUCCAGAGGCUGUAUGUGGAUAAUGGACAUUUGAGCAGCUGCCUUAGAAGGAGCCGAGCGCCGCCUGGCCUGCACACACUCUUGAGGAAAGUAAGAGGGAAGCAGACAGUCUCGAGAGCAGAAAGGUGCCUUCGGUUAGAGCACCCGCAAAAAAGAUUUUUGAACCAGAAUGGCGAAAUAACAAAAGCACCCAGUGGUGCGUUUUAGAGUCCGUCCGCAAUGUCGGCAGAUGGUAAAAGGACGAGUUUCACUCUUUCAGUGUUCUGCUGUGAGGAAGACCGAACCCAGCGUCUUGGAGAAAUGACGGAAAGCUGAAGGAGGGAGGGGUUUAUUAGAGCUGUUCCUUACCUCAAAUUUCUCUUUGUAUGUGGAAAUGGUAAACCUUUAAACUUAAAAAAAAAAAUGUUAUGAUAUGCAAAGAAAUUAGUUUAGAGAAAAAAAAAUUACCAAAUUAUUAUUAUUAUUACUGUUGUAAUUAUUCUCAUUCUUCUUAAUAUAAAACCAUUUUUUUUUUUUUUUUAUUGUUUGAAACAGCUGCACCACUGUGGUGGAGGUUCAUCAGUGAAACUCGGGGGGUAUAAUAACAAAGAAAAA